Molecule: messenger RNA, 1557 nt
Organism: Arachis ipaensis
Lineage: Eukaryota; Viridiplantae; Streptophyta; Magnoliopsida; Fabales; Fabaceae
Molecular function (GO): zinc ion binding; nucleic acid binding
Source: RefSeq, a predicted model, not a curated record
AUGGCCACUCGCGGACGAGGUCGAGCACAUUCACCAGAGAGUAGGAAUGAGCAGCCGGCCGAUAAUCAUGUCGAAUUCAUGGUAGCAAUGGCGAACUUAGCAAACACCAUAGAAGCUAAUGCUGCUACAACUCUGCAAGCUGUGCAGAGGUUAGGCCAACCGGCUGGGAAUGGCAACGAAAACGGUGAAGGAAAUGCGAAUGACAAUGCGAAAGAAAAUGACGAUAACUUGGGAGGUGCUCCGAUGACCUUGGAGACUUUUCUCAAGGUUCAUCUGCCAAUUUUUCGAGGAUCAACUAACCUCACAGAAGCGGACAACUGGUUUCAGGCCAUGGAGCGUGCAUUACAAGCUCAGCACGUUCUCAAUAAUCAGUAUGUAGAAUUUGCUGCUUAUCAGCUUGCAGGAGAGGUCCAGCACUGGUGGCAAGCCGAGUGCUGCUUGCUACAGCUUCAGAAUGCCGAUGUUCCUUGGGACAUAUUCCAGACGGCCUUCUACAAGAAGUACUUUCCGGAGUCUACAAGAGAAUCGAAGGAGAUGGAACUUAUGCAGCUGAAGCAAGGUUCUUUGUCUGUGGCAGACUACACAAGCAAGUUUGAGGAGCUUUGUACAUUUUCCAGGGUGUGUCAGGGUGCCCCGGAGACCUAUGAAAGCUGGAAAUAUAUCAAGUAUCAGAGGAGGUUGAAGGACAACAUUAUGACUGCUGUGGCUCCAAUGGAGAUUUGUACUUUUUAUGAUUUGGUGAACCAGGCGAGGGUGGUUGAGGAGUAUGCCAAGACAGUAGCCGCAUCCAAGGACACUCAUGGAGGGAACACUAGUAAGGGGCGUGCAAGUAUUUUCAUCCGAGAGGUCAGAGUUUCAAGAGAGGAGGAUAUCCGCUUCAAGGGCAAGGAGGCUUCAGAAAGAACACUCAGAUUCAGUUUCAGUGGAUGCUUCAACUGUGGGUUACCUGGCCACAUUACGAGGGAUUGCACUCGUGGAAGGAACCCGAAUACGAGUCAGAGUCAGCACCAGGGGCGAGUGUUUGCUGUGAAUGCCAAUGAUGCUUCUAAGGCGGAUCCGUUGAUGAGAGGUAACUGUUUAAUUGGUGAUAAAGUUUUGAUUGCACUGUAUGAUACUGGAGCUUCGCAUUCGUUUAUUUCAUUUGCUAAAGUUGAGGAACUAGACUUGAAAGUGUCAGAGUUAGCAUUUGAUCUGCAUAUACAUACUCCGCAUCAGACGGUUAUGACUAGGUCAGGGUGUAGGCAAUUUAUAUCGGAAGGAGAAAAUGGAGCAGUGAUAGCUAAGGGCUACUACCUGAACUAUAACUUGGAUCAAAUUUCGGUAGUUAGAGACUUUCCGGAGGUGUUCCCGGAAGAUAUUUCUGAAUUUCCACCGCAGAUGGAAAUUGAAUUUGUAAUUGAAUUGGUGCUAGGAGCUAGACCAAUGUCGAUUACGCCGUAUAGAAUGGCUCCGAUAGAGCUGGCUGAACUAAAGACUCAGUUGAAAGAGCUUCUGAACAAGAGGAAUGCGACUGUGUGUGGAUUACCGCUAAUUGAACAAAGUAACUGUGAAGAAUAA